Molecule: messenger RNA, 444 nt
Organism: Trypanosoma grayi
Lineage: Eukaryota; Euglenozoa; Kinetoplastea; Trypanosomatida; Trypanosomatidae
Exons: 1
Source: RefSeq, a predicted model, not a curated record
AUGCGCGGAUCCAAGGCAGGUGAAAAUAGACGUUUGGAUCAGCAAUGUUCAAAUUGGCGGGCCCCAAAAAGGUGCGAAGGCAUUUGGGAACACCAUCGUGCACAAAAGCGCGCGAGGGUGGCGCAACGGUGUGGCAGGGAAAACCCCUACCGGGAAAAAGGAAUUUACCGGGGCGCAGUCCAACCGCGAAGGCGUAAAAAAACAGCCCCUGGCGACAGCGCGUUUUGGAAACCGAGGGGCGCCACACACCUUCAAAGCGCCGAAGAAGAGGAAUUGGAAGGCCAAACCCCGCGCGUGGCGAACGCGGCGGCUGUGCGGGGGAGGUCCCUCGCCAGGGCCCCUUCCCCUCGAAAGGCGGCGCGCCAACCACCGCCGCGGCACAACAAGGGGCCGGCAAAUCCCCAAAACACCGGGGCCCCCCCCCCCCAAGGCCGGAGAGGAUCG